AUGUUACAGAUAAAAUAUAAGAAUAAAUACACUUAGCAUAUUCAAUAAUACCUAAAGAAAAGGUUCAUCUUAUUAAUUUUACAAAAUGGGAUCUAAAUUUAUUUUGAAGAUAUUGUUUCAAAUAUGACACCAAGAUAUGUAUCUAAUUUAUUAAAUAUAAAUGGGGAUAAUUGUGAUCCCAUUUAUAUUGAGUAUAAGAAUGUAAGGGGAAGAGAUGUAAAUAUAAAUACAUUAAUUCAUAUUACUGUUGAUGUUCCUAAAAAUAUACAUUUUUCGCCUGUUAUUGAUUGUUAUCUAUAGAAUUAAGUAUCAUCAAUUAAACUAUACUUUUAGAUUUUUAAAUUAUUUAACUCUUUAUAAAAUGAAUUAAUAAAAAAAUUAAUAGAAAAAUAAAACCUCUUAAAUUAGCCUAAAUUAAAUAAGUUAAUUUUAACAAACCAUCUGAUUUAUCUUAUAAAACUAGAGUAGUUGGUGGUUAUGAAUAUUAAGAAUAUGUAAGAAAACAAGGGGAAGAUUAUUAAUAAAUAAAAGAAGAAGAUUUAUUAAAACAAUAAUAAAUAGAAGAAUUAAAUGUCUUAAAUAUAAUGA
Messenger RNA from Paramecium sonneborni, 588 nucleotides. NCBI's taxonomy places the organism in Eukaryota, Ciliophora, Oligohymenophorea, Peniculida, Parameciidae. The record is from the annotation of a GenBank genome assembly.